Gopherus evgoodei (Goodes thornscrub tortoise) is the source of this 2676-nucleotide messenger RNA. It is a transcript of the gene LRCH4, whose product is annotated as leucine rich repeats and calponin homology domain containing 4. Bases 1 to 1974 code for a protein of 657 amino acids. The transcript has 19 exons. Gene Ontology annotation, molecular function: protein binding. The record is from RefSeq and is a predicted model, not a curated record. NCBI's taxonomy places the organism in Eukaryota, Metazoa, Chordata, Testudines, Testudinidae.
AUGCCUCCGUUCCGGGCCCGGCGAGCCACAGGGAGCUUCUGCUCGGCUGACACCUGGGAGCUUGGUGCAGGCGCUGGGGGGCGCCUAACAGCCUCCCCUCUCGUCCCACACCCAGAUCUCUCCCGGAACCGCUUUGCCGAAGUGCCCGAGGACGCCUGCCACCUGGUCUCCUUGGAAGGGCUGAGUCUGUACCACAACUGCCUGCGGAGCAUCCCGCCGGCCAUCGCCAACCUGCAGUCCCUCACCUACCUGAACCUCAGCCGGAACCAGCUCACCUCCCUCCCGCCCUGCCUCUGCCGCCUGCCCCUCAAGGUCCUCGUCGCCACCAACAACAAGCUGGCCUCGCUGCCCGACGAGAUGGGCUCGCUGAGCAACCUGCGCCAGCUGGACGUGAGCUGCAAUGAACUCCAGGCUCUGCCGGCCAGCAUGGGCCGGCUGGAGUCCCUGCGAGAUCUGAACCUGCGGAGGAACCAGCUAACCGCCCUGCCCGAAGAGCUGUCGGAGCUGCCCCUGGUCCGCCUGGAUUUCUCCUGCAACCGGGUCGCCCGCAUCCCCGUCUGCUACCGGCACCUCCGGCACCUGCAGACCAUCCUGCUGGACAAUAACCCCCUCCAGUCGCCGCCCGCGCAGAUCUGCCUGAAAGGCAAAAUCCAUAUCUUCAAGUACCUCAACCUGGAAGCCUGCAGCAAAACAGGGCCUGACCUGGCCGACUUCACCCGGCCCACCCGGCCCACCGGCUUUGGCACCUGCCUCUCCGACGAGUUCUACCCCGGCCGGCAGUACGGCGGCUUGGACUCAGGCUUCAACAGCGUCGACAGCGGCAGCAAGCGGUGGUCUGGGAACGAGUCCACAGACGAGUUCUCCGACCUGUCGUUCCGCAUCGCGGAGCUGGUGCGUGAUCCCCGCCAGCUGAAGGAGAAGCAGGACCGGGCAGCCAAUGGAGAGCUGGAGCAGAUCGACUUCAUCGACACCAGCGUGGAGGAGGAGGAAGCGGCCAAGCUGGAGAGCAGUUCGCAUGCCGUGGCCCCGGCAGAGGAGAAGCGGAGAGCAGAGAGGAGCCUUCCCCACAGAGCUGAUGUCGGGGAGAAGGUGCCGAACAGCAGGCCCAGCCCUCCGCAGGAAGAGCCCCCCGGCGAGGAGCGGAGGCGCCCCGAGACGCUGCAGAUCUGGCAGGAGAGGGAGCGGCAGCAGCACGCGUUGCGGAGCCAGGCGCUGGAGAAGCGGGACAGCCUGCUGAGGAUGGGGGCCAAAGGCAGCUUCGGCAGCGCACAGGGCCCAGCGGCCAGCAAUGGCCCGUCGGAGAGCAGCAGCCUGCCCCAGAGGAAGCCGAGGACCCAGGUCACAGAGCAGCCACCCGGUGUCCUCAGCCCGGCAUCCCCUGGGCAAAUGCCCCGGCAGCAGGAGUCGCUCCCCCCGCAGGUCUCCAGCCCCCUGGCACGGGAGCCCGGCUCGGCGCAGAAGCCCAGCAGCUUCCUCUUCCGCUCCUCGUCACGGACGGCCAUCAAGCCUGGCUCUGCCUGCACCCCCAACGACCCGACCGCCGACCCCCAGCACCCCCUGCGGCUACGGGCCAGCUCGCACGACCUGGACGAGAAGGACUUAACAGUCCAGCUCCGCAAGGCCAUUGAAUCGCGACUCAGCGUGACGCUGGCGGAGGACCUGGGCGAUGCCCUGGCCAACGGGGCCGUGCUGUGCCAGCUGGUCAACCACCUGCGCCCGCGCUCUGUGCCCUUCAUCCACGUCCCGUCUCCCGCCGUGCCAAAGCUGAACAAGGUCAAAUGUCGGAAAAACGUGGAGAGCUUCCUGGAGGCCUGUCGCCGCAUGGGGGUCCCAGAGGAAGCCCUGUGCCAGGCCCAGCACGUCCUGGACGAGGAGAGCCUGGCGCCGCUGGCCCGGACCGUCCAGGCCCUGCUGACUGUGGGCCAGCCCCCAAAGAAGCCGACGCCCCCCGAGGGCACCUCCAGCAAGAUCUAAGGGGCGGGGCCCUGACGCUAAUGGCACGGCCGAGGGGCCAGGGACUAGAACGCCCCCGGCCCGGUGGGGGCUGGACAGUGCUGAGCGUUCCCCCACGUGGGGCACUGGGGGGCCCGGCUCAUCCCCAAGCAGACGGUACAGCGAGGGGCCCUGCCCCCCCAGCGCCUAGCGAGAGCUGGGCCCCCUUUGGUGGCCGCAGUGGGAUCCUCAGCCCAAGCCCAGCUCCUGUUGCACAGCCCCCCCCCCCCCCCGGUCCCCUCCAGUGUCUGUGUCAUGGGGCAGCCUGGUAGCCACGUGAGCCCCCUUGGGCUAGGCCGGGGGUGGGGGGAGGCUGUGAGCAGCCGUGGGGUAAGGAUUGGGGGGGUGUUGAUUUUAUUUCCCUGCAGGGAGGAAAUCGGGGCCCGGCACCAGCCGCUCUCCCUCUGGCAGUGAUGGGCUUGGGGGUGCUGGCCUGGGGUGUCACAGGGCAGCCGCUGGCCGUGGGGCAGGGGGGCUCAGAGAGUGCCCCAUUUCCUUAGUGCCCCCUCCCCCACGUUUCCUGGGGCUGGGGGGGCAGAUUACCCUGACCAAGCCAUGGCUGGGGCUGUGCCCGGCAUGGGACGGUGCCCCCCAAGCUGCACCCCAUGGCGCCAGCAGCCCCUGCUCCCCAUGGGCCCUGGGGUGUUGUGCCCUCUAGUGGAAUAAAGAGGUAAAUGAACCGCC